AGCAAGUAUGUAAAACUCUCACAUGAAUUUGACACAAGAGUUCUCAAAAGCAAAACUGCACAAAAUCGGAGACACCCAACCCAAACUAGGUCAUUUCUCAUCUGUUGGCACAGCAGGUGUUAUUCUGAUGUUUAAUUUCAAUGUCUCCUUUGAUUUAGUUCUGAAGAGCUUUGACAGAAUUAGAGAGCGCAAUGGGAAAUACGGUGAAAACGCUGAGAGCCUCCGAAGAAACAAGUGUGCCGAGCCAAACGGGUCAGGAGAGUGAUUUCCUUGCUGUCCUCUAUGACUAUCCCUCAGCAGACAUAAGCCAACCUAUAUUUCAUGUAGGGGAAAAACUGCGUGUGUUAUCAGAUGAAGGAGGCUGGUGGAGAGUCCACUCCCUCACAACAGGUCGAGAAAAUUAUAUUCCAGGAAAAUACGUAGCAAAGGUUUACCAUGGCUGGUUAUUUGAAGGGCUGGGAAGAGAAAAAGCAGAGGAACUUCUACAGCUACCCAACACCAAGGUCGGCUCCUUCAUGAUUAGAGAGAGUGAAACUAGGAAAGGGUUAUAUUCCUUGUCAGUGCGGCACAGGCAAGUGAAACAUUACCGGAUCUUCCGCCUUCCAAAUAACUGGUACUACAUCUCUCCACGGCAAACCUUUCAGUGCCUUGAAGACCUUGUGAACCACUACUCAGAAGUUGCUGAUGGUCUCUGCUGUGUCCUUACAACACCUUGUCUUACCCAGUGCACUAACAACAACAGCGUAACAAAUCAAGUUCCUCCUGUGGUGAUGCGGAAUAAAAACUUCAACUGGAGAAGUAUUCAGAGGCUGGAGGUGACUGAAGAUACUGAAAGCACCCUGGCAGCAAUGGAUGAUUCUUGUCUCAGCUAUGGCCUGAGGGAAAGUAUUGCUUCCUACCUGUCCUUAACAGGGGAUGACAACGCUUCUUUUGCAAGCGCCAGAAAGAAAAAAGCCCAAUCUCUUAUAUACACAGGGAGCAAACGUAAGAGUACCUUUCACUUGCCAGCUACAUACUAUGAAGACUAA
Tauraco erythrolophus (red-crested turaco) is the source of this 1028-nucleotide messenger RNA. NCBI's taxonomy places the organism in Eukaryota, Metazoa, Chordata, Aves, Musophagiformes, Musophagidae. The record is from RefSeq and is a predicted model, not a curated record.